This is a messenger RNA of Lathyrus sativus (Indian pea), 411 nucleotides long. The record is from the annotation of a GenBank genome assembly. Lineage: Eukaryota; Viridiplantae; Streptophyta; Magnoliopsida; Fabales; Fabaceae.
AUGGCCUCUGCUCAGUGUUACAAAACCUGUGAACAAAGCUGCCAACACAAAAACCACUCCCAGCAGCAGCAGCAACAUAGCUCAAUCGGACAGAAGCUAACUGGCUUGUUCAAAGGACACCACAAUGAUGGAACACAAACCAAAACCGAAUACUAUAGCGAGACAGAUGUGAUUUAUCAACCAGGAUAUGUUGCCAAAAAUCACAGUAAUCACAAUCAUGCCGCUACUGGCACCACCGUUGUUACCAGCACCACUGCGGCAAAAUGCCAAGGGAGAAAUAGGAAAGAGAAGAGAAACAUGUUCCAGAGGAUGAAGGAUGGCAUAUCAGGUCACAGCAGUGACAGCGGCAGUAGCAGUGAUGAGUGUGACAGCGACAAUGAAUACCGUUGCCACAGGAAGAAUUGCAAUUGA